Camelus dromedarius (Arabian camel) is the source of this 919-nucleotide messenger RNA. It is a transcript of the gene ARHGDIG, whose product is annotated as Rho GDP dissociation inhibitor gamma. The transcript has 6 exons. Gene Ontology annotation, cellular component: cytosol; cytoplasm; membrane. Gene Ontology annotation, molecular function: protein binding; Rho GDP-dissociation inhibitor activity. The coding region runs from base 45 to 722 and encodes 225 amino acids. The record is from RefSeq and is a predicted model, not a curated record. Lineage: Eukaryota; Metazoa; Chordata; Mammalia; Artiodactyla; Camelidae. Gene Ontology annotation, biological process: Rho protein signal transduction.
AGGCUCCUCGGCGGCUCGGCGGCGGGGCCGGGCCGCGGGCCACCAUGCUGGGCCUGGACGCGUGUGAGCUGGGGGCGCAGCUGCUGGAGCUGCUGCGACUGGCGCUGUGCGCCCGAGUCCUCCUGACCGACAAGGAGGUGGGGCAGCUGCCACCAGAUGAGGCACUGGAUGAGGCUGUGCCGGAGUACCGGGCCCCGGGGAGGAAGAGUCUCCUGGAGAUCCAGCAGCUGGACCCAGACGACGAGAGCCUGGUCAAGUACAAGCAGGCGCUGCUGGGGCCUCUGCCGCCUGUUGUGGACCCCAGCCUGCCCAAUGUCCAGGUGACCAGGCUUACACUGAUGUCUGAGCAGGCUCCAGGGCCCAUCAUCAUGGACCUAACAGGGGAGUUGGCUGCGCUGAAAAACCAGGUGUUUGUCCUGAAGGAGGGUGUUGAUUACAAAGUGAAGAUUACCUUCAAGGUCAACAAGGAGAUUGUCAGUGGCCUCAAGUGUCUGCAUCACACCUACCGCCGGGGCCUGCGCGUGGACAAAGCUGUCUACAUGGUGGGCAGUUACGGCCCGAGCGCCCAGGAGUAUGAGUUCGUGACUCCGGUGGAGGAGGCACCCCGGGGCGCCCUGGUGCGGGGCGCCUACGUGGUCACGUCCUUCAUCACCGAUGACGACAGGACCCCUCACCUGUCCUGGGAGUGGGGCCUCCACAUCCGGCAGGACUGGGAGAACUGAGUGCCCCCUGCCUGGGUGCUGACUUCCCAUUUGGAGUCCUGGCUUCCCCCGCCUCUGUCAGUUGCUGCAAGGGACCCCUGAGCAUUCCCCAGCCCCCUGUGACCAGCCCCACCAAGCCCUCUGUCCUAUCCCGGGAUGCCCCCUCCCCAGGCUUGGCACUGUGCCCUAAACAGUCCUAUUAAAUGUCGCUCUGUCUC